AUGGGUGGCCCAGGUUGUGGCAAAGGGACACAGUGCAAGAACAUGGCGACCAAAUAUGGCUUCUGCCAUGUGGGGCUGGGCCAGCUGCUGCGGCAGGAGGCCCAACGCAGCACCCAGCGGGGCCGGAAGAUCCAUAACAUCAUGCUGCAGGGGCUCCUGGUGCCCAUGGUGGGCCGGGCCACAGACAGCGUCAUCGUGUUUGACUGCUCCAUGGACAUGAUGGUUCGAGUGCUGCGCCGGGGCCGCGUAGAGCACCGGGCAGAUGACUGUGAGGCGGCCAUCCGCCAGCGCCUGGAGACAAACUACACGUUGUGUGAGCCAGUCUUGACCUUCUAGCAGCAGCAGAACCUGCUCUGUAAUAUCUUGGCAGAAGCAGCUCCAGAAAACAUUUUUGCUAGGUGCUGCUCCAUCAUUGAAAGCCUGCAGUGA
This is a messenger RNA of Callorhinus ursinus (northern fur seal), 429 nucleotides long. The record is from RefSeq and is a predicted model, not a curated record. NCBI's taxonomy places the organism in Eukaryota, Metazoa, Chordata, Mammalia, Carnivora, Otariidae.